GAAGCUUUAAACUAGUAAAAAUGUAGGCAGGUUUCUGUACUCAAGAGUGGACCAAAAUCCCUGCUAAGAUCAGUGCAAACUCCUACAAGAAACAUUCUGCUGCUGAGCUUCUACCAGGUCAUGUUUUGCUGGGGGAUCCAAUAUUUAUUUAUAUAGUAAAUAUAGUGCUUUGUUUCCUAUGUCAGUUACGAAUGAUUUUCUCAAUGCGUUUUGGUUUUCUUUCUCUCCGGAGUAAAACAAUGGAUGGGUUGCAGCAGUUUCUCCUCCUGCUGUGCAUUUCUGCAUCGGUUGUAUACGAAAAUACUGGGGUAUUUGUGGAAAAAGAUGAACAGCUGGUCAGAAACCUGACAAACAAGCUUCUACAAGUCAUCCCACCUAAUGCCAACAAUUCCAAAGUUUUCAUGCUGGUGACCGAAGGCAACUGGAUUACUCUGAAUGAGACGGACCAACAAGCCCUGAAUAGUUAUCUCACGCUGGUUGAACUCCGUUUAGGUGGUAACCUUGUCACUACUGUACCAGCCAAGUACUUCUCUAUGCUAUCACAACUCAGAGUGCUGUCCCUAGCCAGAAACAGCAUCAGCAGUCUGGACCCUGAGGCUUUCUAUGGCUUGGAUGUCCUAGAAGAGCUGGACCUGUCCAGCAACAAUCUGACAGAUCUCCCUGGCAAGCUAAUGACAGAGCUAAAAAGUCUAAAGAUCCUGCACCUCCAAAACAAUCCCUGGAACUGUUCCUGUCCUCUGCUAAACACCAUUGGAAGGAUGAAAGAAGCAAAUGUCACUAUUGGGAGCCCAAUAAUCCCCUGUACAUCUCCAGCAGAGCAGGAAGGAAAAAAUCUCCUGGAUUUUAUGAAUCUCUGUUCCACAUCAUCACCAGUCCCUUUGCAGAGUGACCUAAAAUCUCCAUCAGCACCGGUCACCUCUAAACAAUCUAAAGGAAUCGACAAUAAGCCGACCACCACUUCAACGAGUCAGAAUUCCACCAUCAGUAAAGACCAGAAACCUGUGCCUGGCAACACAUGGAAGUUCACUGUCUGCGUUGCCGUCUUGGCACUGGCCACCUGCGCGCUCAUCCUUACCGCCAUCAAGGGGCCUUCCUGGUACAAACGCUUCCACAACUACAGACAUCGGAGACUGCAGGAAGAUGAUGAGGAAGAGGAGCAGGAAACCAUGAAAACGGUCUUUACAGAGACAAGGGGGCAUGGAAGCCAGCAGACAUUCAUGUUUGAGGAACUGAGUCAUCGGAUAGAGGAAGAAGAGGAGGAGGAUGGAUACUUUGAGGAUCCGUAUAUCAAGGGGGCAGAGGAUGCAGAGGAAGAGAUUCUAGAAGCUCAAUGAGGGGCCGAUGUCAAAUUAGACUGAAUCUAUAAAGUUUAGAUCUGUAAAUGAUACCCCAAAUUAAAUGGUUAAUCUAAUAUAUAAAAUAAGCUAUUUGUUUAGUUUCUAAAUACUGUGAAGAAUUAUUGCUUAAGGUUUAAUGAUCCUUCUCCAUGUAACUGUGUGUCUCAUUGUAUAAGCGCUGUAUUUAAGAUAGCAGACGGCACACUGAGCCACACAAGUUUACAUAGUGCCAUUCCAGCAUAAAUGUUUCCAGCAUCUUACUUUACCUGGAGCUUUAUUUUCUUGUUAUAGGUCUCUUUGUGUGAUGAGCUAUAAAAUCCUAGAAAAAGGAGGGAUGAGGAUGAAUUCAAGCAUGUCACUAGCCUAUGGGCUCAUUCUGACUGUGUGACUGGAUCUGUAUUCGGACAGCGCUAAAUACAGGUGUGAACACUCCAGAAGACACUUUCCUCCAGGUCACCAUCAAAGGUGGUCUGGGCCGGUUUCAUGUCUAAUAGUUUAGAAUUGUGUUCACCAUCCUUUCUGAACCACAUGGAACUACCAACUAACCUGCUUUUCCCAACAUAGGUCGCUCUCAGGAGUUCAGUGAAUUCAGGUGUGGUACAAUGGUAGAAGAUGUGAGGAAUAAGUCCAUUUGGGAAUUUCCUCGCUACUGAAAACAUUCCGCAGUCAACAGUUUGUGGAAUCAUAAGAAAGAGGUAGCAGAUGGGAACAAAAAACAGCAACUCAGGCACAGAGUGGUAGGCCAUGUUGAUGACAGAGUGGGGACGGCCCAUGCUAAGAAGCACACUGUGGCCUGCAGAUUAGUUCAAGAAGGGCAUAGAGAGCUUCGUGUAAUGGCCCUGCAUGGCGGAGCAGCUGCAUCAACAAGUUGACCACCAUUGGACUCCAGAGCAGUGAGGAUGGGGUUGGCAGAACAGUACUUUUCUGACUGCAUCAUGCAAAGUUUGGUGGGGUUUAGAUUAUGGUGUGGGGUUAUUUUGCUGAAAUCAAGCGUGUCCCCCUGGUUCUUGUCAAGAGAACUUUAAUGCUGCAACAUAUAAAGGGAUUUAGGACAAUUGAAUGUUUCUGACUAUAUGGGAAGAAUUUGGGAAAUGACCCCUCCCAGUUCCAGCAUGACUGUGCACCAGCAACUUUAGGAUCAAACAGAAUAGAGAUAAGCCAAGACAGCGGAUGAGAUGAUUUCCUCUUAUCCUCAGCCCACUGUGUCAUAUAGGUUAUCUGCAUGUAGAGUAGAUAGCAGAGAUCUAAUCAGAUGUGGACUCUCAUGCUUAAACUGUCCAGGAUACAUAAACAAGAACAGAACCAUACAUGGUAGAAUAUUCGGGUUACGAAAUGACUUCAGAACAGCAGAAUCUUUCAGUCCUGUACAUGGUGUCAUUUUAAAGUGCAGCUUUCCACGAUUGCUAAGUAAAGCACACAGAGUACCUUAAGAGGGUACUGAUGUACCAACAAGCAGUUCACCACUAAAUGUCACUGAACAGUGGGGCUGUUGAGUUCAAAGUUUAUAGUUGGGUAUCCUGAACUGGUUCUAUUGUAACACCAUACUGAAUACAGAAUUUUCUUUCAAAAUGGUCAGAACAUUGGAACUAAUGUAUUCAUAAUACAUUUCUCGGCUAACAGCCCUAAAAUUUCACAAUCUGGUACCAGUUGUUUUCAACACCACUUUACAGUGCAGAUCCAAGCUGUGGAUACAACACACUUCUGGGACGCUCCAAGUCUUUGUUUACAUUUACAACAGCAACAGCUCAUCACAACGAGAGGUCACGUAUAAAAGAUUGCAGCUUCAUCGUCCUGUAGCUAGCAGAUGUGUUCAUCCUGAGCUUUGAUUGACAAGUCACUUAUAGGAGAAAGAUAGAGUACCGCUAGGAAAGAGGAAAGGCUGCUUUCUGGUUGGCUUCUGGGCAUUUUGCCCCUCCCUCAUUUUCUACUUUUUCCUACCCAACCUUUAAAAGGAACGGAAAGGAGCUGUCUGCGACAAAAUGUUUCGUACCCUUUUUCAACAAACAAUGAAGUACAGUGAUCCAUUUUGAAAUGAAUUCACUUUCUCCUGUGAAGAUGUUACAAUAUGUGAUAACAAUUAAUCGGAAAUGACUCGUAGUUCUUCUGGUUUGAUCAAGGGUCAUAAUAUUGCUCUGGGAUGAGUUAUACUGAUUUUAUUAUAUAUUUCUGUAUAAAUGCAUAUGAAUUUGACCUGUAUGUCUUGUAAGAGCCUUGAGAAAUAUUAGGCAGAAACUGACGUCGUAUAAAGAAACUGAAUGGAACGUAGA
Girardinichthys multiradiatus is the source of this 3604-nucleotide messenger RNA. RefSeq names its product leucine-rich repeat-containing protein 19-like. Lineage: Eukaryota; Metazoa; Chordata; Actinopteri; Cyprinodontiformes; Goodeidae. The record is from RefSeq and is a predicted model, not a curated record. The transcript has 6 exons. Bases 192 to 1334 code for a protein of 380 amino acids. Gene Ontology annotation, biological process: interleukin-8 production; positive regulation of non-canonical NF-kappaB signal transduction. Gene Ontology annotation, cellular component: plasma membrane. Gene Ontology annotation, molecular function: protein binding; signaling receptor activity.